AAAUGUGGGAAAAUAAUCGCUUGGAAAGUACAUGUGGGACUUCCAGACCUCGACCAUGUCUCUGAGUAAGACCCUUGAGUUGGAGCACUUUGACGAACGGGACAAAGUUCGGCGUGGUCGCUCCACCCGAGCCAAGCGGGAUGACUCCACCGGGGGCGGCGGAGGGUCCGGGCCGAGCUCCAGGGGCAGCAGCCUGGUGCCGAGCCCCGCCCACAGCGCCAACUGUAGCUACUACCGAACCCGCACCCUGCAGGCCCUCACCUCGGAGAAACGGGCCAAGAAGGUCCGGUUCUACCGCAACGGGGACCGCUACUUCAAGGGUCUGGUCUACGCCGUCUCCAGUGAUCGGUUCCGCUCGUACGACGCCUUGCUGAUGGAGCUCACGCGCUCGCUGGCAGAUAACCUGCACCUGCCACAAGGCGUCCGCACAAUCUACACCAUCGAUGGCAGCAAGAAGAUCACCAGCAUGGACGAGCUGGUGGAGGGUGAGUGCUACGUCUGUGCCUCCAAUGAGCCUUACCGCAAGGUGGACUACACCAAGAUCUCUGUUCCGAGCUGGAAGCCGGGCGCCAGCAGCAGCACCGGUGCGCUGAGCUCUGGCCGGACCUCCACGGCGUCGGCGGGAGUGUCGACGAGCGGCGGGCCCUCCGGCGGUGGCGCCCAGUCCUCCGCCGCCUCAACCGCCAAAGAUCGGCCCGAGGGCCGGGAGGGCCGCGAGAGCAAGGACUUCAUCAAGCCCAAGCUGGUGACGGUGAUCCGCAGCGGCGUCAAGCCCCGCAAGGCGGUGAGGAUCCUGCUCAACAAGAAGACCGCCCACUCCUUCGAGCAGGUGCUGGCCGACAUCACCGAGGCCAUCAAGCUGGACUCCGGAGCGGUGAAGAGGCUCUACACGCUGGACGGGAAACAGCUGACGUGCUUGCAGGAUUUCUUCGGGGACGACGAUGUGUUCAUGGCCUGCGGUCCAGAGAAGUUCCGGUACGCUCAGGACGACUUCGUGCUCACGCAUGGCAGCAAAUCACAGGCCUUCGUCAACGAGUGCAGAGCCAAAUCGUCUCGUCCGCCUGGGACUCAGAAAACUCCCAAGACUCCCAGCAGCUCUGGAUUAUCCUCUUCAAAAACUCCACCCAAAGGCCCAUCCAGGACCAAAUCACCGAGUGCAGCUAAUGAGGCAUCAGAAUCGCAGUCAGCGGGCCGGUCGUCCAGGUCCAGGGCGUCGCCCACCAGCCCCGGGACACGACGCAGCCUGAAGAUGUCUCCUCGUCGAGCUUCUUCCACCGACGUGAACGGAGAGGCGGAGCAGCCCGACGACGACGACGACUCCGUGGAAGUGAACGGAAAUCGAUCGGUUUCCUCCUCCAUCAUCAACGAGAAGUACAAAGUGGGAAAAGUCAUCGGAGACGGAAACUUUGCGGUGGUGAAGGAGUGCGUGGAGAGGUCGACGGGACACGAGUUCGCACUGAAGAUCAUCGACAAAGCUCGCUGCUGCGGGAAGGAGCACCUGAUAGAGAACGAGGUGGCCGUCCUCCGCCGGGUUCGACAUCCGAGCAUCAUCGAGCUGGUGGAGGUGGACGAGACGCCGUCUCAGCUGUUCCUGGUCAUGGAACUGGUCAAGGGUGGAGACCUAUUCGACGCCAUCACCUCCUCCACCAAGUACAGCGAGCGCGACGCCAGCGCCAUGGUGUUCAACCUGGCAGGAGCCAUCAAGUACCUGCACCGGAUGAACAUCGUUCACCGAGACAUCAAACCGGAAAACCUGCUGGUGUGUGAGUAUCCGGACGGCACCAAGUCGCUGAAGCUGGGGGACUUUGGAUUGGCGACUGUGGUAGAAGGACCGCUGUACACUGUGUGUGGCACGCCAACAUACGUCGCCCCGGAGAUUAUCGCAGAGACUGGUUACGGCCUGAAGGUGGACAUCUGGGCGGCUGGUGUGAUAGCCUAUAUCCUGCUGUGUGGAUUUCCUCCUUUCAGAAGUGAGAACAACGUGCAGGAGGAGCUGUUCGAUCAGAUCCUCAGAGGGAAGCUGGAGUUUCCGUCUCCGGACUGGGACGCCAUCAGCCUGCCGGCCAAGAUGCUGAUUAGCCAGAUGCUGCAGGUGAACGUGGACGCCCGCUUCACGGCCGAGGAGGUCCUGUCCCACCCCUGGGUGACUGAUGAGGCUCCUGUGGACUCAAGCACUGUGAGCAGCACAGAAGACCAGACCAGUGGAGAGACGCUGGAACCGGAGCAGGAGUCCCCGAUCCUGGAGACCAAACAAGUUCCAUCCCCUCUGGUCUAGAACCGAUAAGACUUUCAUCGACUGAAAAUCCAACCUAGUCAUUCGGAAACCAUGAACGUUGUCGACCUCUGGUCUGGAUCCCAGGAGAUCUGUCCAGUCCAUCUCAGAACCUUGUUAGAACUCCUGUUGAGCACACACUCAAUUUUUAAUGAGUUUCUAUUGAACUUAACAUGAAAUCAGGAAGGUUCUCACUAUCCCGGGCUAGUCCUUGGUUGUGGAUCUUUUGCUUUCUGGAAAACGAAAGAAAACAUAUCUGAUAGUUUUAAGAACCCCACCUGCUGAGGUCAGACCCGUUUUAUCUACAAGUUCAGUGUGAAACCAUGAAGGUUUGCACCAGUCUAGACCGAAGUGUCCAAACAAAUCCAGUCCAGCUUCAGAUUAUAGAAAACCAAAAGUGAUUGUAUGAAUCUAAACCUGUGCAAUGAGAAGACAAAGAAAUUCCUAUCUUUGCCGGCCAAACCAGAUCCCUCGUUUGAAAUUAGCCUAAUCUUAUUCAGACCUUCAGCAGAUUACCAGAAACCAAUCAAAUUCUGAAAACAGAAACUCAGCAUAACCCUCUGGCUGUGGUCUUUCUGAAGACCAAGAAUGUUGUGCACCUGCAGCCCAUCUGAGAAUCCUCUAGUCUGAUGUAGAACCGCUGUAGGUCAUCCAUUUGGUCCAGUUCCUUCAUUGC
Messenger RNA from Salarias fasciatus (jewelled blenny), 2948 nucleotides. Its product is annotated as serine/threonine-protein kinase DCLK2-like. Bases 32 to 2275 code for a protein of 747 amino acids. NCBI's taxonomy places the organism in Eukaryota, Metazoa, Chordata, Actinopteri, Blenniiformes, Blenniidae. Gene Ontology annotation, biological process: protein phosphorylation; intracellular signal transduction. Gene Ontology annotation, molecular function: protein kinase activity; ATP binding. The record is from RefSeq and is a predicted model, not a curated record. The transcript is spliced from 16 exons.